Messenger RNA from Colletotrichum gloeosporioides, 1008 nucleotides. RefSeq lists its product as uncharacterized. The coding region runs from base 1 to 1008 and encodes 335 amino acids. The record is from RefSeq and is a predicted model, not a curated record. Lineage: Eukaryota; Fungi; Ascomycota; Sordariomycetes; Glomerellales; Glomerellaceae. The transcript is spliced from 2 exons.
AUGUUUCCACGUCUACUUCGCGGCCCCCAGAGAGCAAUCAUGAAUGGAGUCUGCGUCUAUGGAAAACAACCUCCCUCUCCACUACCAUUAUGCCGCACCUCUGCAGUCGCCAAGUCAUCCAACGCCUUCCGAUCAUUCACCAGACACCAACCAUUCUCCUCCGGUCCACGCAACGCAUCACCAUCUCACAAUCCGCCUAACACCGAAACAUCAACCCUGGAAAUCACCAGGAAAGCUUACGAAAAAGCCUACGCAGCGCACCGGCGCGCGCUGCUGUUAGACAAGCAGAGGCUCAAGGAGGCGUUCAAGCAGCGUAUUUCCAAAGUCGAAGCAGAGAUGGCGGAGAUCGAACGAGCGCGCCGUGUCAACAUGACCGCGACUAAAGGACACAACCAGCCGGAGCAGCCACGGCUGAAAAUCGACAACGACUUCGUCAGACGAAUGCCCGCCGAUCUAAACUUCUCCUCUAGAACACCCAACGAAUCGCGCGAGAAGCUCAGCAAUAAAGACGCCCUAGAAGCCACAAAAAAGGCCUACGAAGCGCACCGCCUCGCCCUCCAAAGAGAAACCCCGAGGAAGCUGGACGCAGCCAAGGAGCAGUUCCGAAAAGACAUCGAGACGCACCUUACGGAGCUAGGCUGCGCCACCCCAGGACGCAACACAACCCAGAGCGUCCUGGAUCUCAUCCGCCGCAAGCCCUUGGUCGCAGUCGAUCUGCACGAGCGGGCGUCGACGUGCAAGGAGUACGUCCAAAAACUGGAGAGGGCCGCCGCCUGGAAGAAGGAGUUGAGGGCCGGGCGGUGGGGGCGGAUUCGUGACGUUGGGUAUUUCGUGGUGAUGGUUUUGGCGUUGGACACCGUGCUGGACAGCGUAUUGGACCACUAUGGAAUCCGUCACGCCCGCUCCCCUCCGGCAAAGACAAGCGAGGCGGACGAGAAGGGCGAGGAGAAGGAAUCCGUUACCGAGGCGGAAGUGGCGACGGUCACAGCCAAAGAGUCGGCAGCCUGA